Messenger RNA from Austrofundulus limnaeus, 876 nucleotides. RefSeq names its product peroxiredoxin 3 (gene prdx3). Gene Ontology annotation, molecular function: thioredoxin peroxidase activity. The record is from RefSeq and is a predicted model, not a curated record. Gene Ontology annotation, cellular component: mitochondrion; cytosol. NCBI's taxonomy places the organism in Eukaryota, Metazoa, Chordata, Actinopteri, Cyprinodontiformes, Rivulidae. The coding region runs from base 65 to 790 and encodes 241 amino acids. Gene Ontology annotation, biological process: cellular response to stress; hydrogen peroxide catabolic process; response to oxidative stress. The transcript has 7 exons.
UUUAAAUGUCAGCAGCACGCGCCUCAGUGACCUGUUCAAACCGCUUCCUGUGACAUAAUCCAAGAUGGCGGCCACCGCGGUUCGACUGCUCCGUACUUCUGCGCAGGCUGCAGCUGCAGGGCUGAGAGUCUCAGCUGCUCGUCAACAUGGAGUCUUCAGCUCUUCUUCAUCCCACAGAUGUUUCUCCAGCGGUCUGUCCAGGUGGGCCGCCGCCGUCACGCAGCCGGCCCCCGCCUUCAAGGCCACCGGCGUUGUCAACGGUGAGUUCAAGGACAUGAGUCUGUCCGACUUCAGGGGGCGGUACCUGGUCCUGUUCUUCUACCCGCUGGACUUCACCUUCGUUUGUCCGACGGAGAUCAUCUCGUUCAGCGACAAGGCCAACGAGUUCCACGACGUGAACUGCGCCGUGGUGGGCGUGUCCGUGGACUCCCACUUCACCCACCUGGCCUGGACCAACACGCCCAGAAAGGCCGGAGGUCUGGGUAAGAUCCACAUCCCCCUGCUGUCAGACCUGAACAAACAGAUGUCCCGGGACUACGGGGUCCUGCUGGAGGGUCCGGGCAUCGCUCUGAGGGGUCUGUUCAUCAUCGAUCCGAACGGUGUGGUGAAACACAUGAGCGUGAACGACCUGCCGGUGGGCCGCAGCGUGGAGGAGACGCUGCGCCUGGUGAAGGCCUUCCAGUUCGUGGAGACGCACGGAGAGGUCUGCCCGGCCAGCUGGACCCCCGAGUCCCCGACGAUCAAACCGACUCCGGACGGAUCCAAGGAGUACUUCCAAAAAGUCAACUGAAAACACCGAGCCGAAAUACAGCUCGUACCAAACUGAACUUUAGUUUGUAGAGAUUCACUGAGAUUUAAUAAAUUUAUCAAAGAUUU